GGGCGGGCCCGGCCCCGCUUCCCUCACGUCCCGUGUGCCUGCGGAGCCGCGCCGGCGGCGGGAGGCGGAGCCGGCCCGCCCGUAUUUAUGCUGAGCCCUGCCAGGAGCGGCGCCGUGAGUGUGGGGCGGAAGCGCCCGGCACCUCCUUCCUCCCGCCCGGGUGCAGGCGACGAGGAUGAGCCAAAGAGACACGCUGGUCCAUCUCUUCGCUGGCGGAUGUGGAGGUACUGUUGGUGCAAUUCUGACAUGUCCACUGGAAGUUGUAAAAACACGACUGCAGUCCUCUUCUGUGACUCUCUACAUCUCUGAAGUUCAUCUCAACACUCUGAAUGGUGCUACUGUCAACCGAGUAACCAGAGUUUCUCCUGGACCUCUCCACUGUCUGAAGAUGAUCUUGCAAAAUGAAGGCCCUCGAUCUCUGUUCAGAGGGCUGGGUCCUAAUUUAGUUGGUGUUGCUCCUUCCAGAGCAAUAUAUUUUGCUGCUUACUCAAAUUGCAAGGAAAAGUUGAACAAUAUUUUCAAUCCAGAUUCUACCCAGGUACACAUGAUUUCAGCUGGUGUGGCAGGCUUUACUGCGAUCACAACAACUAAUCCCAUUUGGUUGGUAAAGACACGAUUACAGCUUGAUGCAAGGAAUCGUGGAGAAAAGCGAAUGAGUGCAUUUGAGUGUGCCCGCAAAGUUUAUCGCUUGGAUGGCUUUAGAGGUUUUUACCGGGGAAUGUCUGCGUCCUACGCAGGCAUAUCUGAGACUGUUAUUCACUUUGUCAUUUAUGAGAGUAUUAAGAAAAAAUUACUGGAGCAUAAGACUGCUGCUGCCAUGGACAAUGAGGAUGAAUCAGCAAAAGAAGCAUCGGACUUUGUUGGAAUGAUGAUGGCUGCUGCCACUUCCAAAACAUGUGCAACAUCAAUAGCAUAUCCCCAUGAGGUUGUACGAACAAGACUAAGAGAAGAGGGAACAAAAUACAGAUCUUUCUUCCAGACACUCUCUUUGCUUGUGCGAGAGGAAGGGUAUGGCUCCCUUUACCGAGGUUUAACUACACACCUGAUCAGACAGAUUCCAAACACGGCUAUCAUGAUGUCCACCUAUGAAGUUGUAGUCUACUUACUUGAUGGAUAGCAGUGUGACAAGGUGGAAGAAGGUGGAAGAUGGAAAGACUGGAGUGGACCACUGAAUGUCAAUGCCAAUGUGGUGGGCUAAAGGAGCCUUCUAUCAGGAGCAAGCAGCUGUGGACAAAACAGAAGUUGAUUGUGGGCAACUCUGAAUAAUUUUGCUGCCUUUA
This is a messenger RNA of Passer montanus (Eurasian tree sparrow), 1280 nucleotides long. It is a transcript of the gene SLC25A36, whose product is annotated as solute carrier family 25 member 36. The transcript has 7 exons. Gene Ontology annotation, biological process: pyrimidine nucleotide import into mitochondrion. Lineage: Eukaryota; Metazoa; Chordata; Aves; Passeriformes; Passeridae. The coding region runs from base 176 to 1117 and encodes 313 amino acids. The record is from RefSeq and is a predicted model, not a curated record. Gene Ontology annotation, cellular component: mitochondrion. Gene Ontology annotation, molecular function: pyrimidine nucleotide transmembrane transporter activity.